This is a messenger RNA of Peromyscus eremicus (cactus mouse), 2853 nucleotides long. RefSeq names its product cyclase associated actin cytoskeleton regulatory protein 2 (gene Cap2). The transcript has 13 exons. Bases 141 to 1571 code for a protein of 476 amino acids. Gene Ontology annotation, biological process: cell morphogenesis; regulation of adenylate cyclase activity; cytoskeleton organization. The record is from RefSeq and is a predicted model, not a curated record. Gene Ontology annotation, cellular component: cytoplasm. NCBI's taxonomy places the organism in Eukaryota, Metazoa, Chordata, Mammalia, Rodentia, Cricetidae. Gene Ontology annotation, molecular function: adenylate cyclase binding; actin binding.
GGGUGGAGUCCAGCAUCCCUUCAACUUCCUUCUACUUAGCUCCACCUCUUAAAGUUUCUACCUCCCAGCAGGACCAUGGGCUGGAGUAUCAAGCCUUCAACAUCAUUUAUUGUACGACAUUUAGGACCCAAACUAAAUGAAUGGCGGACAUGCUGGCACUGAUGGAGAGGCUGGAAUGCGCGGUCAGCCGGCUGGAGCAGCUGUCUGCAGCUUCACGUGGGCCUCCUGGAGACUGCGGAGAAGUUAAUGGUGUCAAUGGAGGCGUGGCACCGUCUGUGGAAGCCUUUGACAAGCUGGUGAUCAGUAUGGUGGCCGAGUUCUUAAAGAACAGCAGAGUCCUUGCUGGGGACGUCGAGACUCAUGCAGAAAUGGUGCACAGUGCUUUCCAGGCCCAGCGUGCUUUCCUUCUCAUGGCCUCUCAGUACCAACAACCCCAGGAGAAUGAAGUGGCUGUCCUUCUGAAACCCAUCUCGGAGAAGAUUCAAGAAAUACAGACUUUCCGAGAGAAAAACCGGGGAAGCAGCAUGUUCAACCACCUCUCUGCGGUCAGCGAAAGCAUCCCCGCCCUGGGGUGGAUAGCUGUGUCCCCCAAACCUGGUCCUUAUGUCAAAGAGAUGAAUGAUGCUGCCACCUUUUACACUAACAGGGUCCUGAAGGACUACAAACACAGUGAUCUGCGCCAUGUGGAUUGGGUCAAGUCCUAUCUCAACAUCUGGAGCGAGCUUCAGACCUACAUUAAGGAGCACCACACCACAGGUCUCACUUGGAGCAAAACAGGUCCUGUGGCAUCCACAGCAUCCGCGUUUUGCGUCCUCUCCUCUGGGCCUGGUCUCCCACCACCACCUCCACCGCCACCCCCUCCUGGGCCACCUCCGCUUUUUGAGAACGAGGGUAAAAAUGAGGAGUCUUCUCCUUCUCGCUCAGCUUUGUUCGCCCAGCUUAACCAGGGAGAAGCCAUCACAAAAGGGCUCCGGCAUGUCACAGACGACCAGAAGACAUAUAAGAACCCCAGCCUGAGGGCUCAAGGACAAGCUCGAUCUCCAACCAAAACCCACACUCCAAACCCUACAUCUCCAAAAUCCAAUCCUCCUCAGAAACAUGCUCCAGUGUUAGAGCUGGAAGGGAAGAAAUGGAGAGUGGAAUACCAAGAGGACAAGAAUGACCUUGUCAUCUCAGAGACUGAGCUGAAACAAGUGGCUUACAUUUUCAAGUGUGAAAAGUCCACUCUUCAGAUAAAGGGGAAAGUAAAUUCCAUCACUGUUGAUAACUGCAAGAAGUUCGGCCUGGUGUUUGAUAAUGUGGUGGGCAUUGUGGAAGUCAUCAACUCCAAGGACAUUCAGAUCCAGGUAAUGGGAAGAGUGCCAACAAUUUCCAUUAAUAAGACGGAAGGGUGCCACCUGUACCUCAGUGAAGACGCACUAGACUGUGAGAUCGUGAGUGCCAAGUCAUCUGAGAUGAAUGUCCUGAUCCCUCAGGGUGACGAUUAUAGAGAAUUUCCCAUUCCUGAGCAGUUCAAGACAGUGUGGGAUGGAUCCAAGCUGGUCACUGAACCUGCGGAAAUUAUGGCCUGACACCCGGGAGGUAGCCUUCCCUGAGUCUCCUCUAGCAAACCAACAGAAGCAAGUAGCUAAUAGGAACUAGAUUUCACCACAGCCCCUGCCUCUGUGUCAGCCUCCUGUGGUUCUGUGCUGUGGAAACAGUGUCCUUUCUGACGCGCUUUUGUGGGCAUUUUGAAAUAUUUAACAUUUGAUCAUGAUUUGUGUGUGAUUUUAGUUCCACAUGAGCACAGAAGAAUUAAAGGAGAAAGAAUUCUGUUCCUAUCGUAUCGUGGACACCAUAACUGGCAAGGAAAAUCCCUGCUCAUUUCAUCACUUAGGUUUAAUUGCUAGAAAAAUGAAGCCUUAGAGAAUCUCUGUAUGUUUUUACCUUCUAGACAAUUUUAAUAUGAUAAAAUAGUCUUGUGCCCUGAAAAAUAUGACUCUAUUUUUAAUUUUUACAUGUUCACCUUUAUCGGCGUGGCUAUCCUGUCAGCAUGAAUACACACACACACACACACACACACACACACACACACGCACGCACGCACGCACGCACACACACACACACACACACACACGUAAAUUCCAAGGACCAAACUCAGUUUCUUGGUCCUGGGAAAAACAAUAUACCUUCUAUAGUUAGUGAAAGACAAAAGAAAUUCUAACUUUUCAUCUUAAAUAUUUUCCUGCUGAGUCCCUUGAAAACGCUUAUUUGUCUGCAUAUCCUGAAGCCACAUGGCGGGAGGGGCAUGAGAUCCUCAUUUUGCUGUGUAAUACCUCAUAGCUCUGCUCUAAGAAUGGCUCAGCCUUUGCGUUCCAGUUUUGACGUCACUCACUACCCAACGCCCCAUACAGACUCUCACGCUUGUUAGAAAUGGGUUUCUCUUCCAUCCACCAGGCUUGCCAUGCUAUCCAGCCUCCAGGAGGAACACAGAGAGCCAGACUACCGCUUCAAGCACUGUUUGUUCUGCCCUGCUCCUGUUCUAGUCUGGAUAGUACACGCUUUUUCCAGUGAGCAGUGACGCUCUCCGUAGCUCUUCCCUGCACAACACUGGGAACCCUGCAGUUUCUUGUCACACUGUAGCACAACGCUUGUGGAACCAAUGGGAGUGUCUACAUUGUGCCUAUGAGAGCCUCUGAAUAUCAUUGUCAUCUUUUGAAUAGCUUCUAUAUCCAUAUAGCAUUCAGAUCACUGAUGUUCAUGUAUCAAGGUUUUGCUAUAAAAGUUCUGUCCUUAUGAAUAAUGUGGCUUUAGUAAAUACCAUUUUUGAACAGUAAACUUACACUAAGUAAAAACUAAUUGUUUAAAUACUGA